UCUCACUAGCAUAACAUUACUUAAACUAAAUUCACAUCCAUCAUGAAAUUCUUACUACUCCUAGCUCCAAUUUUCAUCGCCGCCGCCGUCUCCUCCCCGGCCGACUUCAUCCGCACAAACUGCGACACGACGCUCUACCCAGACCUCUGCUACCACUCCCUAGCCGUGUAUGCCAAUGCGGUACAAAGCGACCCGGCCCGGCUGGCCCGGGUAGCCGUGGGCGUGAGCCUCUCACGCGCCAAGCGCACGACCCUCUACGUGGCCAACCUGACCCGGCAGGCCGACUACUCGCCAGACCACCGGGCCGCCGCCGCCCUGCACGACUGCUCCUCCGUCCUGGGCGACGCGGUCGACCAGAUACGGGGAUCCCUCAAGCAGAUGCGCCGCCUGACCGGCCGCACCGCCGGGGACCUGAGGUUCCAGCUCAGCAACGUGCAGACGUGGAUGAGCGCCGCCUUGACCAACGAGGACACGUGUGUAGACGGCCUCGAUGACGUGGACGAUGGCCCCGUCAAAGCUGACGUGUCGGCACGGAUCCUCAAGGCCAAGGAGGUCACUAGCAAUGCGCUAGCGCUGGUUAAUAUGUUCGUUACUAAGAAGAUGAAGGCUGCGGUCCACGAACACGCCACGGCGGCGAAUCCGCGGAACUUGCAAUUUAGGGAUGUGAGCCCGAGCUCGAGUGUUGAUGAAGCACCCCACAUGGAUUUUCCCGAUAUCGAGAUGGGGGUCGAGCAAAAUGAGGAGGAAGGUGAGGAACAACCGACCCACCAAGGGGGAGAUGAAGCCGGGACAAGCACUCAGAGGACACGAAGCCGACAAGAGCGAGAAGAGGAGGACUACGGCUCGAUCAAUGAGAGGUUGACACGGAUGGAGCUGCGUCAGCAGGAAUAUUGGGUCCAGAAUGAAGCGCGAUGGAACCAGUUCAACACCAACUGGACCCAAUUCACUGAUUUCAACAACGCACAAUGGGCCAACAUCAAUGCCCGAUUCGAUGAAUUCCGUGGCCAGUUGCAGCAUCCGCCUCCUCCUCCGCAGUGAAGGUCCAUGGGAGAUCCACUCUCUUUCAAACUUAUCCUAGCUUUGCUUGGAAUAAGUUUGGGGGGUGUCUAGUGGAUUCCCUCUUUUACAUCUCUCUCUCUUUAUUUGAUGAUACCCCGGCCUGUACCCAUAUUCUUUUG
Molecule: messenger RNA, 1178 nt
Organism: Salvia splendens (bonfire salvia)
Lineage: Eukaryota; Viridiplantae; Streptophyta; Magnoliopsida; Lamiales; Lamiaceae
Product: 21 kDa protein
Exons: 2
Coding region: 43-1038 (331 amino acids)
Biological process (GO): negative regulation of catalytic activity
Molecular function (GO): enzyme inhibitor activity
Source: RefSeq, a predicted model, not a curated record